GAGCCGGAGUGGGGAGGGGCCAAGAAAGGGGCGGAAGUGCAAACAAGAGCUCGGUGCGAGAGGGCUUCGGCUUGGAGUUUGCCCUCUUUCGCGCACACGCCAGUCGGUCGGAGCGCUUGCGGUCUUGCGCGCCUCUCCAGCCUCCGCUUUGGAAAUUGUUCCCCUGAGAAUUACUGCAGAAGACCAUGAAUAACUACAGUGUUUCACUGGUGGGUCCAGCUCCUUGGGGAUUCAGGCUCCAAGGUGGGAAGGACUUCAACAUGCCUCUCACUAUCUCUCGGUUGAGCGAUGGAGGCAAAGCAGCUAAUGCAAACGUCGGAAUAGGUGAUGUGGUCCUUAGCAUUGAUGGGAUAAGUGCGGAAGGUAUGACUCAUCUGGAAGCACAAAACAGAAUAAAGACCUGCUCGGGUAAUCUGGUUAUGAAUCUGCAAAGACCACCUGCAGCUCCAAAACCAGAUCCAAUUCCUGUGCAGCAGGUAGAGCCUAAGGACCUAGUUAAGCCUGUGCCCAUUGCAUCUUCAGCUGUGCCCAAAGUUUCAUCCACAACCAGCAUGGCCUUCAAUAAGGCCCCCAGGCCCUUUGGAGCUGUGUCCUCCUCCAAGGUCACUUCCAUCCCAUCACCGUCAUCUGCCUUCACACCAGCCAGUGCCAGUCUUCCAUUACAUGCUUCUCCUACACCUCUGGCCACUGUCACACCUCCCCCAUUCACUGCCUCAGGAGCGCAUGCUAAUGUCAAAGCUAAUGCUGACCAGCGUUGCCCUGUGUUGAGUGCUGCAAAGCCUAUUGUUAAUACCCCAUGGCAAUCUCCACACAAUGCACCGUUCAACGAAAGGGCUCCAGAGGUGACAGAGGGGCAGCGAAGUGGAUCAAGAGAGAACCAGGGUGACAGUAAACAGCAAAACGGUAACCCUGAUGAGGUGAAAAACCCACCUAAACGUCCACCACGGAAACACGUCGUGUACAGAAAUACAGAUUUUUUCCAUCCACCGGUUCAUAGCAACAACAGCAAGAAGAGACUGAUUGAAGAUACUGAGGACUGGCACCCAAGAACUGGAACUACUCAGUCACGUUCUUUCCGGAUCCUUCAACAGAUCACAGGCACUGAACGUAUGAAAGAACCAGAAUCAGACAAUCUAAAGAAGACAAAGGAAAGUCAAACAGAGAAUGGAGAUCUGAGAAAUAUAAUGAAUGGACUAGAAGCUCAGCACUCCCAUUCUGAAGCUACUCAGAUCUGCGAAAUACCUGAGGAAUUUCAACAAUCAGCACCACCACCACCACCACUACCACAGCCUCAAAGGGCAGAAGCAAAUUCAACUAGUUCUGUGACCAUAGAACCAGCUCUUACUACCAUUUCUUCUACCACACUAUCUGGACCUAAUCUCUCUCCAUCUUUCAGGAGAGAACUUUUUCUCAACAAUCCUCUGGAAGCCUUACCCAAGUGUGCACCUCAUCCACCUGUGACCAUCCAUAUUCUGAGUAUUAACAGUCAAGUAGCCACUGUGUCUAAAACAACAUCAGCUAUUGCUAGGUCAAGAAGACUAAAAACUGGGUGUUAUGAAUUGAUUGCCCCAGUUUCAAAAUUGGGGACAAAUGAAGCUGAUCAUAAAAAGAACGUACCCAUGAUGAAUACUGUGGGAACUCAGACCUUUGAACCACUAGUACUUUCUCUUGCUUCUGUGGAAUCUACUUCAACAGCCCAGCCUGAGAAAUCUACAUUGGAGCCUCCAUUUCCUGGCAGGAAAUUGAUAUUGGAAAAUCCGUUGGGAAGUUAUUUAACAUAUCCUCAAAUGCCCUUCACUUCAGUUCCAGUGGAGGCAACAAUGCAUAUUAGGAAUAGUGCUGCUGCCGCUGUGUCUGCUGCUGUGUCAAUGCGUUCCAGACUCCCAGAUCAUAGUAGCUAUCGUUCUCUCUUGGAUGCUCUUCUCAUUACUCCUAUUAUUAAGCCCCCACUUCUGGAAAGCACAAGGCCAUCAAGGAAAUCUACAAGUGUUCUGGAGAUGCAAAGGAAGUGGAGCAGCGAUUCUUUGGAACCCACACAAUUUGCUACUUGUACAGCUGCUGCUGUAAGAAACGUGCCUGAAAACCCAGAAAAUGGCGCCAGUAGGCCUAUUUCAGCUGCUUCUGGCACAGGAUUCAAGCCCUCAGGACCUCAAUAUGCUGAGAAAACCUCUGGCUGGGAAUCUUCUAAGCAAUCAGCGGGAAGUGGAUGGAUUUCCAACAAUAAUGCAACAUCUGGUGAGAAAACAACAGCCACACUUCUGCAAACUAAUGAAGGUACUUUGGUUCAGAGAGCAGAGCAUAUUCCAGCAGGCAAGCGGACUCCAAUGUGUGCUCAUUGCAAUCAAGUUAUCAGAGGGCCCUUCCUUGUAGCAUUGGGAAAAUCCUGGCACCCCGAAGAGUUCAAUUGUGCUCAUUGCAAAACUUCCAUGGCUUAUAUUGGUUUUGUGGAAGAGAAGGGAGAACUCUACUGCGAGGUUUGCUAUGAGAAGUUCUUUGCCCCAGAUUGUGCCCGAUGCCAGAGGAAGAUACUUGGAGAAGUAAUAAAUGCUUUGAAACAAACCUGGCAUGUCUCCUGCUUUGUGUGUGUGGCCUGUCACAAGCCAAUUCGCAACAAUAUUUUCCAUUUGGAAGAUGGUGACCCUUAUUGUGAGACAGAUUAUUAUGCAUUAUUUGGUUCCAUGUGCCAUGGAUGUGAAUUCCCUAUUGAAGCUGGGGACAGGUUUCUGGAAGCCUUGGGCCAUACUUGGCAUGAUACCUGUUUUGUGUGCUCAGUAUGCUGUGAAAGUUUGGAGGGCCAGACUUUCUUCUCCAAGAAGGACAAGCCUCUAUGUAAGAAACAUGCUCACUCAGUGAACAUCUGAAAAAUUAAAAAUUACUCAAAUAGAGAAGAAGAAAAGAAGAUGGUUGGGUAUUGGCCUUCAAGAUGUAUUUAUACAAACUUUAAAUUUGUAGAAGCAAUGACAUGGGAAGGAAUAAGGUUUAUGACUUCACAUGAAACAGAAAGGAGCAUAACUAAUUAGCUUUGGCCUCAGAGCUUUUGGUUGUGUUUCAGUUAUGAAACUGAAAUUUUCAAUUCAGAAUUAAUUUGGAAGGCAUCAGGUUGGAAAUAACUAAAUUAAAGUAUAUAAUAAAAUAUUGAAGCUAAAUGUUUGUUAUUAAUGAGAGUAAAUCUAAAAAAAAGUGGAUGUUGCUGAUUGGUUUUUAUAAUCAAGUAAUAUUUUGCCUUAAUCCAAUAUUUUGUGGUAAAUUUUGCAUUAUUAUUUAAAUACUGUAAGUGAUAUGCAGCUUCUUGGAUACUGCAAGAAAGUAAAGAGGGUGAUGCAAGAACUGUGGUACUUAACAAAUCUAGAAUUGGGUUUGUAGCUGCUUUUCAGGUAGGGACAAACAUUUUGUUUAAUUGAUCAGUUCAGGUAGAAUCAAGCUCUUUAUCAAAGAAACAUUUGUCAGUGAACUGAAAAGAAAAGUCUUCAUUAUCUUUCCUCUGGCUUUAGACAUCUUUGCAUGUCCAAUUCUGCUAGUAGGGUUUCCAAUCCCUUUUGAAGGCAGAACUCUUAUAAUUGUAUUCUGCUGAAAGAACUGUUAGAUAUUUAGAUUUUCCAAAAUAAAGCUAACAACUAUUGGCACAAAAGGGAGCAUUAAUGUUUUUUAGAGAAUUUGAAACAGUUAUGUGUCCACAUAGUUCCUUUAAUUCCCAUGGGGAAUACAAUUUGUCUUUUGCCUUCAUAAAAAAGUUAAAUAAACUUCAUCCAUCAAUGAUGAAAAGUUCUGUAAGUGUUCAAGAAGAAUAUGUGCAUUAUUUUGAAAAACAGCAGAUAUUAAAAGGAGUCUAAGUAGUACACAUAGAUAGGAUUGAGUCAAGCUCUUGAUUACAUAAAAUAAGUCUAUAACUUAUCAUUUACAUUGUGUGCACAUAGCACUUAUUUUAUUGCUGUAACAUACAGAAAAGGGUAGGGGAUUUUAAUUCUAGCUUUCUUAGGCAUAGUAAGUACUGAGAUUUUUAUUUUCUUUUAUGGUUUUGCCAUCAGCUGCUUUUAUCAUAUGUAUAUAAAAUACAUACUGAAUUAUGUUGAAUUUCCAUGCUUGUUUGCUUCUAUACAUGUGUGUGCAUGUGUGUGUGUGUAAGUGUAUUAACUAACUCUUCGUCCUGUAUAUCUCAGCUCCUCUUUUGAUAACAUUAGGAAGAAGA
Crotalus tigris (Tiger rattlesnake) is the source of this 4186-nucleotide messenger RNA. RefSeq names its product PDZ and LIM domain 5 (gene PDLIM5). Gene Ontology annotation, biological process: muscle structure development; heart development; actin cytoskeleton organization. The coding region runs from base 186 to 2861 and encodes 891 amino acids. NCBI's taxonomy places the organism in Eukaryota, Metazoa, Chordata, Lepidosauria, Squamata, Viperidae. Gene Ontology annotation, molecular function: muscle alpha-actinin binding; actin binding. Gene Ontology annotation, cellular component: stress fiber; filamentous actin; adherens junction. The record is from RefSeq and is a predicted model, not a curated record. The transcript has 22 exons.